This is a messenger RNA of Cylicocyclus nassatus, 802 nucleotides long. The record is from the annotation of a GenBank genome assembly. Lineage: Eukaryota; Metazoa; Nematoda; Chromadorea; Rhabditida; Strongylidae.
CUUAAUUUCAGAAUGAGCGCAAAGUCAUUGCUUAUUGUCGGAGCGACAUAUGUCUUGACUGUGAUGGCAAAAUCUGACGUAGAUGAAGCUAUAGUGCAGGAACAAAGAACGAGAUUGUGGAAUCAGUAUCCAGAUUCGAAUGGGAAAUACAUUGUUCCAUAUCAAUUCUCAAAUUCUUCUUACAAAUCUAGCGAGCGCUGUCCGAUCGUAGCUGCUAUGGAGACAAUUGCCGCCAACACAUGCAUUGAAUUCAGACCUCGUAUGGGUGAAGAAGACUAUAUCGAGUUUAUCAAUGGGAUAAGCAUGGGAUGCUUCUCAAAACACACCGGAAGAGUUGCAGGAAAAAAUGCUGUAUAUCUUGAGUCGGAUGAAGAAACAAGUUGCGUGGGUGGCUACGCAAUGAUGCCGCUUUUGGCAUGUUUGGGACUUUAUGGUGAACAUAAGCGAGUAGACAGAGAUAAAUACAUAAAAGUGCAUCUGGAAAACUUGGCAGAUCCACAAGACGAGUCUAUCUUUGCGAUAGAAAAUUCAACGAAAAAGUAUGCCAGCGUUCCUUACGACUAUCUCUCCAUCAUGCACUAUGGAAAAGACGCUUUUGCUAGAGCGAGGACGAUUACCAUUGAAACACUUGAUCCCGCAUUCCAGGAUAUUAUUGGAGAUAUUAAAGAAGAGCCAACUGCUCGCGACUAUGAAAAGAUCAAUGUGCUUUAUCAAUGCAAACAACCUUGAAUCAGAGUGUGAUAAGAUUUUGUUCGUGAAAUUAUGAUUAUCAGUCUUGGAACCUUAACCAUCAAUGAAGCGU